This is a messenger RNA of Photinus pyralis (common eastern firefly), 2094 nucleotides long. RefSeq names its product retinol dehydrogenase 12-like. The transcript is spliced from 5 exons. The record is from RefSeq and is a predicted model, not a curated record. NCBI's taxonomy places the organism in Eukaryota, Metazoa, Arthropoda, Insecta, Coleoptera, Lampyridae. Bases 902 to 1903 code for a protein of 333 amino acids.
UUCGAAAUAUUAAAAGUAUGUCAUCUUUAGUGAUUCUUGAUGGCACACCCGUUUUAAUUGCCUAAGAGAAAACAACGCUUUUGUUAGUUUUGAUGUUAAAGCUGGGCUAUGCUCCUGCCAAAUUAGUGCACAAUCAAUAUUGAGACCUAAAAUCUUACAGGUGCUCAUCAAAGAAAUUUUAAGAUUUCGAAAUAUAUUCCAUUAAGUAAUGUGGGUGAUUCGCCAAAAACAAAAAAAUGUUUGAUUUUCUAUGUCUAACAGUCUAUUUUCAGAGAACCAGAGACGAGCUUACUCUAAAACAAAAUGGCAAUUGGGCGAUAGUUAGUAUUAUCUUUUUUAUUUUUUGAUUUCAGUCAUUUAAUAUGGUGCUCAGCGUCCCAUUUGAAUAAGAAUGACAGAUGUCAUUAGAAUGCAUAAUCAUCUGUUUCACUUUAUACACCUUUGCGGUUAAAGUGAUACUUUAUCCACACUCACGGUCAAACAAAGAAACUUAAACGUCAACUUGUAAAUUUGCAAAUGCUUUAGCUCCAGUCUACACAGAAUUAGAAAUCUGAUUCCCAUCUACUAUGAUUAUACUGUUACUAACACUGAAUGACGAAGAAGAAAUCCUUCAAAAUGUUGAUCGGUUUAAUGUCCCCAUAAUGCCAACCUUUCCGCAUCGCUAAACUGAACAAACAAAUAUCCUUAUCUAGACUUUUUCAGUACAUUUACAUUUCAAAGGUAGCGACAUACUCAUUAAUACUUGUAAUUGCAUAAGCAUAAGUCGCACAAAUCUAACAAUAUUAGGAACGUAAUCAACAAAGUGAAAGCAACGCUAACUUUCUUAAGACAGUCAUCCGCGCCUUGAACUUAGUAACAUUCUUACAUCCUUCUUCGAAAAACCCAGCAAGAAAUAUUCAAGAUGGAGGUGUUUGGUGUCGAAAUUUGUCCGAUUUACAUUUACGCGCUAUUGGCAUUACUCGCGGUUGGUGGAUUUAUUAUUAUUACCGCGAUCAAGUUUUUCGCUUACAUCACUUGUGGAUUCUGUUAUAGUAAUGUUAAAAUGGAUAACAAAACUGUAAUAAUAACCGGUGCCAGUAGCGGUAUUGGAAAAGAAACUGCUAGAGAUUUAGCACGGAGAGGAGCGAAGGUGAUCUUGGCUUGUAGAAAUUUGGAUAAAGGCAACGAAACCAAAGAUGACAUUGUCAAAACAACAGGAAACGAAAACAUCCUCGUAAAGAAAUUGGAUUUAGCAAGUCAAAAGUCGAUAAGAGAAUUUGCCAAAGACAUCAAUGACACGGAAACAAAAAUUAAUGUAUUAAUACACAACGCAGGAACAGCGGAAACACGAAUCAAAGUGACUGAAGAUGGUUUGGAAACCACAAUGGCGACUAACCACUUUGGCCCCUUUUUACUUACACACUUAUUGAUGGAUCUGCUUAAAAGGUCUGGACCUUGCCGUAUUGUCGUCGUUGCUUCAGAGUUGUAUCGAUUGUCCUCCGUCAACUUAGACAAGCUGAAUCCUAUACGUGCCUUAGUUCCCGCGCAUAUUUAUUACACGUCCAAGUACGUUAAUAUAUAUUUCACAAGGGAACUGGCUCGUCGACUGGAAGGUACCAACAUAACUGUCAAUUGCCUGCACCCAGGCAUGGUUGAUAGCGGUAUAUGGAGGAACGUACCCGCUCCACUUAGCUGGCCACUUAUCGCGGUUGUCAAAUGCUUUUUUAAGACACCUCUACAAGGGGCACAAACAACUGUCCAUCUAGCCGUUUCGGAGGAGCUCGAAAACGUAUCCGGAAAGUACUUCAUAGAUUGCAAGGAGAGGAGUCUCAGUAGUGGCGCAAUGGAUAGCGCCAAAGCAAAGAAAGUAUGGGAGAUUUCGGAAAAUAUUGUUAACUUGAAGGAAAGUGAUCCUAAAAUUUAGCUGUUAAAAAAUGUUCAUUUGAAAUAAGGUUGUAUUUUUUUAAACAACCAAACCCUCUAUAUUUGUUGUAAACUUUGGGAAUUAAAACACUAAAGAGGUAGUGAUCUGUAAAAACCUGGUAGGUACUUCAUUGGGUUAAAGUGGAUUGAUGAUUUUAAAAGUACAUGUAAAUAAAAAACUUUAUUUUGCAA